Messenger RNA from Globicephala melas (long-finned pilot whale), 5289 nucleotides. It is a transcript of the gene ARAP3, whose product is annotated as ArfGAP with RhoGAP domain, ankyrin repeat and PH domain 3. NCBI's taxonomy places the organism in Eukaryota, Metazoa, Chordata, Mammalia, Artiodactyla, Delphinidae. Gene Ontology annotation, biological process: positive regulation of GTPase activity; signal transduction. The record is from RefSeq and is a predicted model, not a curated record. Gene Ontology annotation, cellular component: cytoplasm. Gene Ontology annotation, molecular function: phosphatidylinositol-3,4,5-trisphosphate binding; protein binding; GTPase activator activity.
AGCGGGGCGGGGCUGGGCCCCGUCUGGGGAGGGCUGAGGGGAGGCGGGGCCGGCGCGGCAGGACCCGGAGCCUACGGCAGCGCGUCGGGCACCUGGGAGCCGACUGCAGCCGCUUAGUGAGGACCUGGACAUCGCUGUGUGGCUGGCCACGGUGCACCUGGAGCAGUAUGCAGACGUGUUCCGGCGGCAUGGCCUGGCUACAGCGGGUGCAGCCCGGGGCCUGGGCCAUGAGGAGCUGAGGCAAUUGGGCAUCAACGCCACAGGGCAUCGGAAACGCAUUCUGCGCCUGCUGCAGGCGGGCACGGCAGAGGGCUCCCCGGAUCCCCAGCUGGGAAGUGCCAUGGAGCCACCGCCCAGCCCGGCCCCCCAGGCGCAGCCCCCCAAGCCUGUGCCUAAGCCCAGGACGGUAUUUGGUGGGCUCAGUGGCUCCACCACCACCCAGAGGCCUGGGUUGAGUCCAGCUCUCUGGAGACCAGAAGCAUCCAAGAGCCCAGAGCCCAGCCCGAGGUCCCCUCCUGUCCCUCAGAGGUCCUCCUCUGAGCAGCCUUCAGCCUUGAAUACUGUGGAGAUGAUGCCCAAUGCCAUCUACUUCGGCUUGGACUUAAGAGGCGGGGCACAGACGGCUCAGGACACGGCCCCAGACAGCUCCCAGACAACUGCCCCCACUCCUGCCCUCAGGCCCACAACGGGCACAGUGCACAUCAUGGACCCUGGUUGCCUGUACUAUGGUGUCCAGCCUGUGGGGGUCCCAGGGGUCCCCGACAGAAGAGAAGGCAGAGUUAUCUGUCAGGAAAGGGCUGAACACAGGCUCAGCAGGCAGGAUCUGGAGGCACGAGAGGACGCUGGCUAUGCCAGCCUUGAGCUGCCGGGGGAUUCCACCCUCUCACUGCCCGCCCUGGACGCGGAGACCAACGAUGACCUCAUUUCACCCUAUGCCAGCUUCUCCUCCACGGCAGACCGCCCCACGCCCCUGCUCAGUGGCUGGCUAGACAAGCUCUCCCCUCAGGGAAACUACGUCUUCCAGAGGCGCUUUGUGCAGUUCAAUGGGAGGAGUCUGAUGUACUUUGGCAGCGAUAAGGACCCCUUCCCCAAGGGUGUGAUCCCUCUGACAGCCAUCGAGAUGACCCGCAGCAGCAAGGACAACAAGUUCCAGGUCGUCACUGGCCAGAGGGUGUUCGUGUUCCGCACAGAGAGCGAGGCUCAGCGGGACACGUGGUGCUCCACAAUGCAAUCCUGCUUGAAGGAGCAGCGCCUCCUGGGCCACCCCCGGCCCCCACAGCCACCCCGACCCCUUCGCACGGGCAUGCUGGAGCUGCGUGGGCACAAGGCCAAGGUGUUUGCUGCGUUGAGCCCCGGAGAGCUGGCCCUGUACAAGAGUGAGCAGGCCUUCUCUCUGGGCAUCGGGAUCUGCUUCAUUGAACUGCAAGGCUGCAGCGUCCGGGAGACCAAGAGUCGCAGCUUCGACCUGCUCACACCACAUCGCUGCUUCAGCUUCACAGCCGAGUCUGGGGGGGCUCGGCAGAGCUGGGCGGCCGCUCUGCAGGAAGCAGUAACCGAGACCCUGUCUGACUACGAGGUGGCUGAGAAGAUCUGGUCCAAUCGGGCAAACCGGCACUGUGCGGACUGUGAGGCCUCCCGCCCGGACUGGGCCGCUGUCAACCUGGGGGUGGUCAUCUGCAAGCAGUGCGCAGGUCAGCACCGGGCCCUGGGUUCUGGGAUCUCCAAGGUGCAGAGCCUGAAGCUGGACACAAGUGUCUGGAGUAAUGAGAUAGUGCAGUUGUUCAUUGUCCUGGGAAAUGAUCGUGCCAACCGCUUCUGGGCUGGAGCGCUACCCCCAGGUGAAGGGCUGCAUCCAGAUAGCACCCCUGGCCCUCGGGGAGAGUUCAUCUCCCGGAAGUACCGGCUAGGUCUCUUCCGGAAACCCCACCCUCAGUAUCCAGAUCAUAGCCAGCUUCUCCAGGCACUAUGUGCAGCUGUGGCAGGACCCAACCUGCUAAAGAACAUGACCCAGCUCCUCUGCGUCGAGGCUUUUGAGGGAGAGGAGCCCUGGUCCCCUCCAGCCCUCGAUGGCAGCUUCCCUGGUCUCCUGCCCGCAGACCCCUCCCCUGGCGUGUACAAUGAGGUGGUGGUGCCUGCCACUUACAGCAGCUUCCUGUACUGUGGUCCCGUUAGCAACAAAGCUGGACCGCCACCCCCUCGCAGGGGCCGAGAUGCUCCCCCCCGACUGUGGUGCGUGCUGGGUGCGGCUCUGGAAAUGUUUGUGUCAGAAAGCAGCCCUGAACCCCUCAACCUCAUCCAGCCCCAGGAUGUCGUAUGUCUGGGUGUGAACCCCCCACCCACUGACCCAGGUGACCUCGACAGGUUCCCGUUUUCCUUUGAGCUCGUCCUCACUGGGGGGAGGAUCCAGCAUUUUGGCACAGAUGGAGCCGAGAGUCUGGAGGCCUGGACCAGCGCUGUGGGCAAGUGGUUCUCCCCACUGAGCUGUCACCAGCUGCUGGGCCCUGGGCUGCUGCGGCUGGGCCGCCUGUGGCUGCGGUCCCCUUCCCAUACUGCCCUGGCCCCUGGCCUCUGGCUGUCUGGGUUCGGACUUCUUCGUGGAGAUCACCUCUUCCUGUGCCCAGCAUCGGGCCCGGGCCCCCCAGCCCCCGAGGACAUGGUUCAUCUGCGCCGGCUACAGGAGAUCAGUGUGGUCUCAGCCACUGACACCCCAGACAAGAAAGAGCAUUUGGUUCUGGUGGAGACAGGAAGGACACUGUAUCUGCAGGCAGAGGGCCGGCUAGACUUCUCAGCAUGGAACGCGGCCAUUGCCGGGGCAGCCGGCGGGGGAGGCACAGGGCUGCAGGAGCAGCAGAUGAGCCGGGGUGACAUCCCCAUCAUUGUGGAUGCCUGCAUCAGUUUUGUCACUCAGCAUGGGCUCCGGCUGGAGGGCGUAUACCGGAAAGGGGGUGCCCGCGCCCGCAGCCUGCGGCUCCUGGCUGAGUUUCGGCGGGAUGCCCGGUCAGUGAAGCUCCGACCAGGGGAGCACUUUGUGGAGGAUGUCACUGACACGCUCAAACGCUUCUUUCGAGAGCUUGAUGACCCUGUGACCUCUGCUCGGUUGCUGCCUCGCUGGAGGGAGGCUGCCGAGCUGCCCCAGAAGAACCAGCGCCUGGAGAAAUACAAAGAAGUGAUUGGCUGCCUGCCACGGGUCAACCGCCGCACGCUGGCCACCCUCAUUGGGCAUCUCUAUCGGGUGCAAAAGUGUGCGGCUCUAAACCAGAUGUGCACGCGGAACCUGGCCCUGCUAUUUGCACCCAGCGUGUUCCAGACGGAUGGGCGGGGGGAGCACGAGGUGCGGGUGCUGCAGGAACUCAUUGACGGCUACAUCUCUGUGUUUGAUAUCGACCCUGACCAGGUAGCUCAGAUUGACUUGGAGGUCAGUCUUAUCACCACUUGGAAGGAUGUGCAGCUGUCCCAGGCUGGAGACCUCAUCAUGGAGGUUUUUAUAGAGCAGCAGCUCCCAGACAACUGUGUCACCCUGAAGGUGUCCCCAACACUGACUGCCGAGGAGCUGACUAACCAGGUACUGGAGAUUCGGGGGACGGCAGCCGGGAUGGACUUGUGGGUGACGUUUGAGAUUCGAGAGCGUGGGGAGCUUGAGCGGCCACUGCACCCCAAGGAAAGGGUCCUAGAGCAGGCCCUACAAUGGUGCCAGCUCCCAGAGCCCUGCUCGGCCUCCCUGCUCUUGAGAAAAGUCUCCCUGGCCCAUGCCGGCUGCCUCUUCACAGGUAUCCGCCGUGAGAGCCCACGGGUGGGCCUGUUGCGGUGUCGGGAAGAACCGCCCCGCUUGCUGGGAAACCGCUUCCAGGAGAGAUUCUUUCUGCUGCGUGGCCGCUGCCUGCUGCUGCUCAAGGAGAAGAAGAGCUCUAAACCAGAACGGGAGUGGCCUUUGGAAGGUGCCAAGGUCUACCUGGGAAUCCGCAGGAAGUUCAAGCCUCCCACCCCGUGGGGCUUCACGUUGAUCCUGGAGAAGAUGCACCUCUACCUGUCCUGCACAGACGAGGAUGAGAUGUGGGACUGGGCCACCAGCAUCCUCAAAGCCCAGCAUGAUGACCAGCAGCCAGUGGUCUUACGACGCCGUUCCUCCUCUGACCUCGCCCGUCAGAAGUUUGGCACCAUGCCUUUGCUGCCCAUCCGUGGGGAUGACAGUGGGGCCACCCUCCUCUCUGCCAAUCAGACCCUGCGGCGACUUCACAACCGGAGGACCCUGUCCAUGUUCUUUCCGAUGAAGUCAUCCCAGGGGUCUGUGGAGGAGCAAGAGGAACUGGAGGAGCCUGUGUACGAGGAGCCGGUAUAUGAGGAAGUGGGGGCCUUCCCCGAGCUGACCGAAGACACCUCCACCUCCUUCUCCAUCACACCGGAGCGGACAGCCAAGCCAGAGACCCCACUGGCCAGCCAGCGGUCCUUUGAUCAGUCUCCUCUGCCCAAAGCAGGCCCCCUGGGCUGGGAGGAGAGACCACCUGAGCCCCCUCCGGGGCCCCCUUCAAAGAGCAGCCCCCAGUCACGUGGGUCCCUGGAGGAGCAGCUGCUCCAGGAGCUCAGCAGCCUCAUCCUGAGGAAGGGAGAGACCACCGUAGGCCUGGGCAGCCCCUCUCAGCCCUCCAGCCCCCAGCCCCCGAGCCCCAAUGGCCUUCCAACACAGACACCUGGCUUCCCCACCCAAGCUCCCUGCACUUCCAGUCCAUCCCCCAGCCAGCCCCUCACAUGACCCUGGGACCAGCAGUCUGAGGAGUAGGUAACCAAAGGCCCAAGCUCUCCCCAUGGCAGACCCUGCUGGGAGCAUCCUUUGCCCUGGUUGAUAAGACUCUAGAAGCCAGUAUAGUGCUGUGGAAGGAGAACGGGGCCGAGAACUCCCGAGGCUGCGUCCUGCUCAGAGAAAGGCAGGUCGUGGUGCCUCUCUGGGCCUCCGCUGACUUACCUGUACCAUGAAGUAACUGAAAUAAGGAGAAUGGUGAAUCUCAAACUGUUUCUCAGAGCUGUAAGCCCCACAUAGUUUCCCUCGAGAAGGGCAGCUUCCGCUCUAUGUAUUUGAUAUGUAGGGGUUCUAUGAGAGAUCUUGGGUUUGAAAAGAAUGGUUUUAUGCAUUAACAAAAAAAAGAUUUGGAAGGCACAGAUUUGAAUGAUCUCCAAGUUUAUCCUACCCCACCUUCAACAUUCAGAGACUACAGUGAAGCCCCAGAGUGGGGAGGUUGAUUAGGGCUGGGAACUGGGGCAAAGAGGAGCCAGAAAGGAUGCGUCACUGUUAAUAAA